Aspergillus pseudoviridinutans is the source of this 702-nucleotide messenger RNA. Its product is annotated as type 1 glutamine amidotransferase domain-containing protein. The transcript is spliced from 2 exons. The record is from RefSeq and is a predicted model, not a curated record. Lineage: Eukaryota; Fungi; Ascomycota; Eurotiomycetes; Eurotiales; Aspergillaceae. Gene Ontology annotation, molecular function: glyoxalase III activity. Bases 1 to 702 code for a protein of 233 amino acids.
AUGUCACCAAGACCAAAGUUCAUCUUCGUUCUCUCUUCGCAGAGCAUUCUCCCAAGCCGGGGCACUCCCACUGGGUGGUAUCUCCCUGAACUUGUUCAUCCCUAUAAUGCGCUUGCAUCGGUGUUCGAUAUUAUAGUUGCCUCACCAGAGGGCGGCGAGGCGCCUCUUGACCCGUACUCAAUCGAAGCGACCAGAGAGGAUCCUGAAUGUGUAGCUUUUCUCAAAGAGAAGUCUCACAUCUGGAAAAGCACUGUCAAGCUCCAGUCCCUAAUAGGCAAGGCGCCCGAGUUUUCAGGGAUCUUCUACGUCGGUGGCCACGGUCCAAUGUUUGAUCUUGCAAACAAUGAGAUAUCUCAUGCUCUUGUCCGCGAGUUUUAUGAAAGUGGCAAAGUGGUAUCAGCGGUGUGCCAUGGUCCAGCCGCUUUAGUCAACGUGAAAUUAUCCGACGGAACGUACCUGGUUGCUGGCCAGGAGGUCACGGGCCUCUCAAACGCAGAAGAGGAUAUCAUGCAUUUCACUAAAGAUAUGCCAUUCCUCUUGGAGACCAAGCUACGCGAGAAUGGCGGAAUCUAUGAGAAGGCUGAUAGCCCUUUUGGCGGCAAAGUCAUCACGAGCGGAUGGAAUGGCAAGUUGGUUACCGGUCAGAACCCUCCGAGCGCUGGUAUGAUUGGCGAAAGUUUGAUCAAAGCGGCCGGCCUGUAA